This is a messenger RNA of Thamnophis elegans (Western terrestrial garter snake), 489 nucleotides long. RefSeq names its product caveolin-2-like. The transcript has 3 exons. Gene Ontology annotation, biological process: caveola assembly. Gene Ontology annotation, cellular component: caveola. NCBI's taxonomy places the organism in Eukaryota, Metazoa, Chordata, Lepidosauria, Squamata, Natricidae. The record is from RefSeq and is a predicted model, not a curated record. Gene Ontology annotation, molecular function: molecular adaptor activity. Bases 1 to 489 code for a protein of 162 amino acids.
AUGAUCAGUGAUAAAUACUUGGUGGAGUAUAAAUUAGAUCCAGAAGAUCCUCAUUUGCAAGAACCAGGAACUAUGCUUCUGCAAUCCACUGUCGACAUACCACCCAAAACUGAUCCCCGAGAUCCACAUGGGAUCAACCAACAUCUAAAGCUGGAAUUCUCCGACAUCCUUGCAGAACCUUCCUCAUUCCGUACCUUUGAUCGGAUUUGGACCUGGAGUGACAUCACCUUUGAGAGCUCCCGCCUUUGGUGCUACCGUAUUAUCUCCCUGCUCUGUGCUGUGCCAGUCUCUUUAUGCUCAGGCUUUCUCUUUGCCUGCCUGGGCUGCCUCCAUAUCUGGUGUGUGAUGCCUUGCAUCCAGCUGUGUACAAUGGCCAUGCCUCCAGUUCGUACCCUCUGGGCUAGCAUCCUGGAUGUUUUGAUAGCCCCUCUUUUCACCAGCCUGGGACGCUGCUGCAGUGCCAUCUACCUUACAGUAACUCAAAAGUGA